GGCAUUGCAACCCGCGGGUCGUGAAGGCAGGAGCUGAUCAGAUGUCAGUAUUAAACACAAACUCACGCUUCCUCUACGAUCAGAUGGUCCUAUAUGCCAAACGUCUCACUCAAACCUUGCCAGACAAACUCAAUACGUGCUUCUUCACCAAUUCAGGCUCGGAAGCCAACGAUUUAGCUCUCCGAUUGGUCCAUCGGCAUACAGGCUCAUCAGACAUGGUCAUUUUAGAUCAUGCGUAUCAUGGACAUACAGUCAGUGUAAUAGACAUCAGUCCGUAUAAGUUUGAUAAACCAAGUAUGGAUGGGAAGAAAGAAUGGAUACAUGUUGCUCCUGUUCCUGAUACAUACAGAGGCAAGUAUCGAGAUGUCACGGAUGCUGGCGAGAAAUAUGCAAAUGAGGUCAAGAAGGUCAUUUCAAGGGCACAGGCUAAUGGCCGAAAGAUUGGUGGUUUUAUUCUAGAGUCUAUGCAGAGCUGUGGAGGACAGAUUAUAUAUCCUCCAGGAUAUAUGAGAGAAGCUUUCAGACAUGUCAAAGAGGCUGGAGGGUUAACGAUAUGUGAUGAGGUUCAGGUCGGCUUUGGCCGAGUAGGAACGCAUUUCUGGGCUUUCCAGACACAAGGCGACGACAUUGUUCCAGAUAUCGUGACGAUGGGUAAGCCUAUGGGUAAUGGUCAUCCGAUUGCUGCCGUCAUCACGACAAAGGAAAUCGCUGACAGUCUCGGGAAGGGCAAUCAUCAGUACUUCAACACUUAUGGUGGGAACCCUGUGUCAUGUUCUAUUGGUUUGGCCGUUCUUGAUGUGAUCCGUGAUGACAAACUUCAGGACCAUGCUACCAGGACAGGCAAUCUCCUGAUGAAGAAAGUCAGAGAGCUGGCCAAGCGAUAUCCUAUAGUUGGCGACGUCAGGGGAUGGGGAAUGUUCUGUGGUAUCGAACUUGUCCAAGACAGAAAAACCAAGAUGCCAGCUACUGCCGAAGCAGCAUAUACCAUUGAGAGGCUACGAGAAAUGCACAUCCUUUUCAGCUCCGAGGGACCAUUUGAGAAUAUCUUGAAGUUCAAGCCUCCGAUGGUAUUCGAUGAAGGCAACGUGGACGACCUCGUCAAAGCCCUGACCACCGUCUUCUCAGAGCUGGAAAAGAAAGGCCCCCUCAAGAUUUCAGCCAGCCACCAUCUCAACAAACCAGAGUGGCAAAGCAAGAUGUUGGGACUUGACGACAUCAAAGAAGAUGAAGAGAAUGGAUCGGUCAAUGGAGGAGGCGGGGUUAAGCGGAAGGCUCCCAUGUUGUCUCCCGAGACGUCGUCUUCAGGCGUGGAGUCACCCUUGGUCAUCAGCGAUGAGGAGACGGAGAACGCUCCAGCGAUGACCACAAAGAAGAUGAAAUUUACUACUGAGGAAGAGGACGAAGAGGAUGAAGAGGAUGGGGUUUAUAAUCUUGAUGAGAUGGAUUGAUCUGUUAUAUAAGCAACUCACUUCCAAUUCUAGUCUUUGUAAAAAAGCACUAUCCACAACUUUAUGUUUUCCUGUUCUGUAUCCACUAUUGGCAUUUAUUCUUUAAACAAGCAGAAAUUUUAUUGAAAGGGUUGACAAAGAUCAUUAUACAUUUCUGAGAAUCAAUCCAUGAUAUUUUUAUUUCAGUAUUGUGUGGAAUCUUUUAAUUUUACAUGUUGUUCUAUACAAACGAAACAAUAAUUAUACUACGAAUGAGAAUGUGAAGUAUAGAAACAGUGUUUUAUUUUUCAAAAGCAAUAGGCAUGUUUGGUCAUUUAUAUCUGAUAUGUAGACGUUUCCAUUAAUUUUAAAUUUUAGCAUGACAACGUGUUGUUGCUCAGUUGCUAAGCCUCCAGACUUUAAAGCACAAGGUCCAUGAUCCAAAACCCAUUGCAGCACUUUCAUUCUUUGGCCAGGAUUUUAUCUACAUUUGCCUCUCUCUACCCAGGUAAAGUAGAUGGGUACAUGGUAGGAGGAAUUCCUAGAAUGCUUAAGCAUCUGAUUAGGGUAGACAUGCUGUUCUUAAGUCUGGGUAAUAGUAUGCAGCAUUUAGAAACAUUGUAUUAAGCUCCAUUGCAUAUUAUCAUUGUUAUUAUCUAUGGCAUUAGUGAAGAUAAGUUCUAUUAUUGUCGGGUCCUACAUUGUUCUAGUUCUUGCCUGAAUAUGUAACCAGCCACCCCCAAAACCAAACAAUAAGUCGCCAGGGAUGGUUUUCUGUAAAUAGCUAAUAUAGUAAUUUGGUCUUCAAAAAGCAAAAAAUAAAAUAAUAGCUUAUCUGAAAGGGUAUAAUUUUUUGUCUUCAUUCUGUCAAAAUUUCAAGUUGUAAAUGUGAAUACAAGACAAGAUACAAGAGUUUCUUUGAUACAAGUUCUUGAGGACUGUUUGGUCAUUUCAUUGAGAUUGCACUGUGUGCCUGUCUCAUGCUUGAGUGAACCCCAAACUUUGUUUUCUCCUUUUUUAAACUAUUGCUGAAUUUCUUCUGCAUUCAAUCAAGUACUUGUGUGAGUAAUUGUUGAUUAACUUUGACAAGUUACAUAUCAUUUCAAAGUUUAGGAUGUGCAUUUCCAAAUUCAAUAAAAAUAUCAAAAUUUAUUUUGGACGACUUAUUGUUGGUUUGGGGUGGUUUAUCUUAUCAUCCAUUAAUUGUCCAAAGAAACUGAUGCAAUCAUAUAGUGUGUAAUAAUUAAUUUGCAAUAUUAAUCAUUUAAUAUGUUCAGGCAUUAAUACAUUUUAGUUUGCUUUUUAUUACAUCUUACAUAUUAGAUAGUUGUAGAGUAUUAAACUAUUUGUGUAAAAGCAUGACAUUCAUUGAAAUUCUGUCAAAAACAAUUUCCUGCCGAAUCACACCUUAUUCUUUGUAUAUGCAGAGCAAUUAAAUGGGGUAUGUAUUAAUGGCUAAAAUCAGUGUUAAAUAUAACACAAAUGUCAAUUUUCUGAACAUAACAGUUGUUAUCAGCUUGUUUUUUUAUAUUGAUAUCAGUUUGUAAGCAUAUUCCUCUAAACUAUAGUUCUGAGGUAGGGGUAUAAUAGCACCAGAGAUACCAGUUAGUAGGAUUUUAUCCUAUUUAGUAUGAUUUUUCAAGGGUUAAAGUGGCACUAGUUAUGAUCUAUAGAAGUAGGAUAUUUAAAUAUUGUGAGAAUGAUGAUUUUUGGUAUGUUUUUCAAAAUUUCAAAGAUAAAUAGAAUUGUAGGCUUGAACAUAGAAUUAAAAAAAAAUUUCACAAUUAAGGUUGAUGGCUCUGUGGAACAUCCACCUUUGUGCGCAUAAGAGGUUCCGGUACAUGGCUUUAAAAAGUCAAGAUUAUUUUUCUUUUGCUCCUGAAAUGUUUAGCAAAAAUCUUCCUAAUUAACAGAAUUACAGACAGAUUUUUUUAAUUAUGACAUUAGAUGGGAGUGGCUCUACCAUUUUUCAUGUCAUAUGAAUUCCAUAAACUUAUAUUUUCUCAGAAAAUAGGAAAUGGUUUACCCGUACCUCCUAUAUGUAAUGAGAGGCAUUGCUUUGUUUACACUUGUGGGGAUGUAUUCAUUCAGUCAAUAUGAGGAAUUGAAUAAUGGCAAUUAAUGGAAUUUAGGUUGACUGAUUUAUGGAGGAGCUAGUCACAUGCGAUAUCACAAAAUUGAAAUUGAAAUUGAAAAUUAAUGCUUUAUUGCCACCCAUCAAUUAUUAAUUUGUUUCUCUCAUUCAGCUUUAUUAAUAUCAGGAUGAACUUUCCCUUUGAAGCUAUUAAAUUCAUUAUAUUUGUGACACGUCACAUGGGCUUAUAGCAUUUUCCUACCUGCAACUCUAAGUAGCAGUCAAAUUAAUACACAUGACCAAGAAUUAAUAGAGAUCUGUGUAGACAAAGGUAGCUCAAGAGAUCAAUAACAACCAAACAAGAGUGGGAUACCCCAUAGGAUUACUCUUGAUAAAACAUCAUAAUCCGAUUAAUUGCUUAAAAACUCAAAUUAUAUGAUAAAGUGUGCUAUGCUCUUGGGGCAUUGCAAGAAAUUCCAAAUCAAUAAUGAGUCCUACAAUCAAGGAUGUGUCCUUUGAUUUAACACACAUCUUUAGUAGAAUUGCGUUUAAUUGUAACUGGUUUGUGACGCUCCAUUUAGAUUUAUGUUGGGACUUGAUUUUUGAAAUGGCUAUUAUAGGACCUAUUGAUUUUUUGUAGUGCGUGUGUGUUGUGGUGUGUGCAUGUGUGUGACUAUAAUGUUUGUUGUAUCAGUGGGAUUGGAAUUUAAUCAAAUUUCUUAGCUUUGAUGAACAACAAGAAGAUAUAUGAAUGUCUUUGAUCAAAUGGAUUUGAUAUUGUGUGUGAUACAAUCAGAGAAUUAUGAUACUGGUAGAAGUUGUUAUUUUUAUGCAGAAAAUAUUGAAAAGUAUAAGAUAAAUAUAAAUGAAAUGAUUCACUCCUUUCUGCCUUCUCUCUGUCUGUCUCUGAUUGUGUGUGUUUUUAUAUGUCUCUCUCUCAUUCAUCAGUGUACAAAGAAACAAUAUAAUCAUCAAGAAGGGAGAUUAUCAUUAAUUGUGUGAACACAGAAUCAUCCUGCCAUUGACAACACAUGGCAUUGAGUGACCCUGUUCACACAACCAAGAAAUGUAUAUUACUUGAAAGAACUAUUCCAGAGCUGCCGGUAUUUGCUAUGAAUUUAUGACAGGAAUAUGAAAUAUGAAACGUGUGGAGCAGGAUAUUGCUGCAUGUUCAGCACAUGAGAAUGUUCAAUGAAUAAUGGAAAAGUGAAAAAAGGGUGAUUUUAAAAAAAUAUGAAUUUCCAUGGUAAAAUAAUAUAUUGGAUGUGCAGAAUCUUUUUUU
Lytechinus pictus (painted urchin) is the source of this 4783-nucleotide messenger RNA. RefSeq names its product 5-phosphohydroxy-L-lysine phospho-lyase-like. Gene Ontology annotation, molecular function: transaminase activity; pyridoxal phosphate binding. The record is from RefSeq and is a predicted model, not a curated record. NCBI's taxonomy places the organism in Eukaryota, Metazoa, Echinodermata, Echinoidea, Temnopleuroida, Toxopneustidae. Bases 42 to 1448 code for a protein of 468 amino acids. The transcript is spliced from 10 exons.